This is a messenger RNA of Seminavis robusta, 504 nucleotides long. The record is from the annotation of a GenBank genome assembly. Lineage: Eukaryota; Bacillariophyta; Bacillariophyceae; Naviculales; Naviculaceae.
AUGGUCAUGCAAAUUACGUUUCGGCUCGUCAUAUUGUGGUUUGCCCUUCAGAACGACCCAUCAACUCAAGAUGGAAGCUUCUUUGUUUUCUGGACCCUCGUUGCUCUUUUUGCGGUUACUACCUUUUUGAUGAAGUUACAUGGACACACAGCAACGGAUGGUGCAGGUGACACCUUUCACAGGCUUCAUCGUCGUGACAAUGGAUGGUACAAAGCACUCCUCCUUUUGUUUGCUGUGACGAUGACCCGUCAGAUCGCCGUCAUCUGGUCUCUGAGUUUCCAGAUUAUCACAGAGGGACUCUACACCUUUUUCUCAGUCUACUUGUUGGUCAUAUCGGUCUCGAUUUCUUCGAUGAGUUGGUCUCUGGUUGUCACUGUCAUCGUGCGGUCCAAUGGUACUGAUGCACGUGUGGUUGCGGAGAACCAGGGCCAUCAGGGCGGUCGUGCAUUCAAUCCUAAAAAAUUCCAAGCUUUCAUCGAACAAGUGCAAGGCGCUAUUAUUUAA